Messenger RNA from Musca vetustissima, 1758 nucleotides. Its product is annotated as succinate--CoA ligase [ADP/GDP-forming] subunit alpha, mitochondrial-like. Lineage: Eukaryota; Metazoa; Arthropoda; Insecta; Diptera; Muscidae. The transcript is spliced from 2 exons. The record is from RefSeq and is a predicted model, not a curated record. Bases 1 to 1758 code for a protein of 585 amino acids. Gene Ontology annotation, molecular function: succinate-CoA ligase (GDP-forming) activity; succinate-CoA ligase (ADP-forming) activity. Gene Ontology annotation, biological process: tricarboxylic acid cycle. Gene Ontology annotation, cellular component: mitochondrion; succinate-CoA ligase complex (ADP-forming).
AUGGCAAAUCUUAGCCUGGCUGUGUUAUUGGUCGCAAUGACCCUUGAUGGCGGCAUACAUGGCCAGUAUACACGACUUCAGAAGGAAUUGAGUGACUAUUUGCCGGCACACGUUGGCAAAUCUAACUUUACACUCGACAACGCCAGAGAUCUUCUGUACAAAAAAUGUAAAAAGGUGUUGUUGAAUGGCACCACGCCGCCGGAAUAUCAAUACGAGAAUAUAGAGAGAGCGGCUCAUAAGCUGAUCGACUGUGCCAAUGAUGUCGUCAACAUCACCGUUGUUAUGCAGGAAAUCGAAGCGGCUAGUCCCAUCGGUGACCUGGACGUGGUCCUUGCUAAGUACUGCAAGAAGAUGCCCCUGGCCAAGCAGUGCUUAACUGAAUUCAAUGACCAACUGGUGAUGUGCUUGACACCUCGCGAACGUUCGCAGAACGCUGAGAUGAUGCGCAUCGUUGAUUCGUUGUUGGAUUUCGCCUGUCACCGCAAUGGCGAAGCCAUCGCUUUGUUUAUCGCCGAGGAUGGUCCAAAAUGUGUGGAGUACAAUAAGGAAAACAUAGCGAAGUGUAUGAAUGCAACAUUUUCCUCCUACAUUCCCGAAUCGAUUCCCUCGGAAUUGCCAGAGCUUGUGAUGGGUCCCGAGCAGUGCAUAGAUAUGCAACGCUUCGAAAAAUGUUUAAUUCGCUACAUGGAGACCUGUAAUGAAGCCACACCAGCCGGUUUGGUGGAGUCCUUAUUCAGUACGAUUGGCCGGUUAAUUUCAAAGGAGGUCACAUCCGUUGCAAGUUGUCGAUUAACUCGUACACCGAGACGUUUCAUGUGUUGCGACCCAUAUCACGAUACCUUGAGAAAUCUGAUACUCUGCAAGGAGUCAAAAGUUAUCUGUCAGGGCUUCACAGGAAAACAAGCUACAUUUCAUUGUAAAGAGGCUCUGAAAUAUGGUACGAAAGUUGUAGGCGGCGUUUCGCCAAAAAAGGCCGGAACAAAGCAUCUGGACUUGCCUGUCUUUGAGUGCGUAGAGGAAGCGAAACAGGAAACUCAACCUCAUGCUUCCGUCAUUUAUGUUCCGCCACCGGGAGCAGCUGCCGCCAUAAUGGAGUCAAUUGAGGCAGAGAUUCCGCUAAUUGUGUGCAUAACUGAAGGCAUACCCCAGCACGAUAUGGUAAAAGUGAAGGCAGCUUUGCUGCAGCAAAACAAGUCCCGUUUGGUGGGUCCCAAUUGUCCGGGUAUUAUUGCUCCAGAGAAGUGCAAAAUUGGCAUUAUGCCGGGUAACAUCCAUAAGCGAGGUAUGGUGGGUGUAGUGUCACGCUCUGGAACCCUCACAUAUGAGGCAGUCAACCAAACCACAUUCUACGGUUUGGGCCAAACACUAUGCGUGGGGCUGGGUGGUGAUCCCUUUAAUGGCACGAAUUUCAUUGAUUGUUUGGAGUUGUUCCUUGAAGAUCCCGAGUGCAAGGGAAUUGUGAUGAUAGGCGAAAUUGGUGGUGACGCCGAAGAGAAGGCAGCCGAAUUUCUGAUGGAAAACAAUUGUGGCGACCCACCGAAACCGGUGGCCGCAUUCAUUGCUGGUCUCACAGCGCCCCCGGGCAGGCGAAUGGGACAUGCUGGUGCCAUAAUAUCUGGCGGCAAGGGUGGAGCUCAGGACAAAAUUAAUGCCCUGGAGAGUGCCAAUGUUGUAGUCACCAAUAAUCCCACAACAAUUGGCAAGGUAUUGUACAAGGAAAUGGUAAGUCUGGAGAUCGUCAAGGAGAAGCCCAAAUGA